CGCUCGCGGGAGGCAUAAUUACCAAGUAGAAUCCGGUUACAGCUGACGCCCAUCGGACGUUUCCGAUGAAAGAGUGGCGACCAACUGAAUUUUUCUGCUAGCCUCUCAUCUGCAGCGGCCAGAUUUAUCAAUAACAAAUUCAGCGCCACAGAUCUCAAUCUUCUCUUUUUUGCCUCUUCCCGUACCCGCCGUGAUAGAUCUCCGGCUGCCAUUUUCUAUCUUCUUGAUACAAGCACGUCGAGUGCGGGAACGAGGUAUGAUCUGGAUUUUGUUCCAAGAUUUCUGUGAUUCGGCAACGAAACUGCUGGAGUGAAUAAUUGUGCAGUGCGUUUCAAUUGAAUUAAUUAGUCUUCGAUUUUGGUCUUGCGGAUUGAUUUCUUAUUUGGUUUGAGCGGUGAAAUUGAGUAGUGGAACAAUGUCUUCGGAGGAAGGUGAUGCUAGUGAAACUCCGGGGACAAUGUCUGAGAAGCUGAAAUCCGGCGUGAACCAUAAGGGCAAUGGCCAUGUUGUUGUGGAAGAUAGGUUUUCUGAUGGCGAUAAAUGCUCCGAUGAUCAUGAUGAGCUUGUACAAAUGGUUAUCGAUAUGAAAUCUCAAAAUGAAUACUUAAAGUCUCGGUUAGAAAGCAUAAAAAUUCUCCAGAUUGUGGAGAAUGUGCCAGAACGAACCGAAGAAAUUGAUUCGACAGAUGGAGAAUCCAUUGAUUUGAAGGAACUUCAAGAAAGAAUUGAGUCUUUGAGUAAAGAACUUUUGGAGGAAAAGCAGACACGAGGAGCAGCAGAGCAAGCUUUGCAGCAUCUCCGAGAAGCCCAUUCAGAAGCAGAUGCAAAAGUUCAAGAGCUUUCUGCAAGGCUGGUCGAAGCUCAACAGAAGUUGGAGCAAGAAAUAAAAGAACGUGAUGAGAAAUAUUCUGACCUGGACUCAAAAUUUAGCAGGCUGCAUAAACGUGCAAAACAGCGUAUUCAAGAUGUUCAGAAGGAAAAAGAUGACCUUGAGGCUCGAUUUCGUGAUGUUAAUGAAAGAGCAGAGCGCGCAACGUCCCAGCAGACUGCACUGCAACAAGAACUAGAACGCACUCGGCAACAAGCUAAUGAAGCAUUGAAAGCAAUAGAUGCAGAGAGGCAACAAUUAAGAAGUGCAAACAACAAGCUUCGAGAUAACAUAGAAGAAUUGCGACACUCAUUGCAGCCUAAAGAAAGUGCAAUUGAGGCAUUGCAGCAGUCCCUUGCGGAGAAGGACCAGAUGCUGGAAGACGGGAAGAAAAUGCUUCAAGCUGCUGAGGAGAAAAGGCAAGCUUCACUAGCUGACCUUUCUGCAAAACAUCAGAAGAGCUUGGAGAGCUUGCAAAUGCAACUUUCUGAUGCUUUAUCUGAUAGAAAUAAAGCUACAGAAACAAUUUCUUCUCUACAGGAAUUAGUUGCGGAGAAAGAAUCAAAGAUUGCAGAGAUGGAUGCAGCAUCAAGUGGUGAGGCAGCUAGACAUAAAGCUGCUACGGAAACUGUAAAAGGAGAGCUUGCUCACCUGAGAAAUGAACAUGAGAAAGAAAAGGAGGUGUGGCAAGCUUCUUCAGAGGCACUUAAAAUGAAGUUAGAGGUUGCUGAGAGCAAUUGCAUUCGUGCUGAAAUUGAAGCUGCUAAAAUGAGGAGUCAGCUGGAACUGGAAGUUUCUGCAAAAACACGGAUGUUGAGUGCGAGAGAUGCUGAACUACUGACUAUCAAAGAGGAGAGGAAUCGCCUUGAAAAUGAAUUUUCUUCAUACAAGGUUCGUGCUCAUGCACUUCUUCAGAAGAAGGAAGCAGAGGUAGCCGCUGCUGUGGACUCUGACCAAAUUAAAGCUCUUGAGGAAGCAUUGAAGGAGGCUGAAAAGGAAAUAGCGUUGGCAUAUGCUGAAAAGGAUCAGGCUCAGCUAGAUCUUCAAAAUGCUUUGGAAAAUAAUGAUAAAGAUCUCCGAGAAAGAGAUUCAGCCCUCAAUGAUGCUACGGAAAAUAUUAAGAGCCUGGAAAAGAGGCUUGAAUCUGCUGAUUUGCACCUUCAUUUGGAAAAGGAAGCUUGGGAACAUAGCCUUCAGAACUUGGAAGAAUCAUGGCGAAUCAGAUGUGAAGCUCUGAAAUUUCAGUUUGAAGAAUCCUCUAAGCAAGAUGUCAAAAAGGAAUUUGAAGAGUUGAAACAAGGGUAUAGAAAGUUGAAGGAGGAGCAUAACUCAUUCCGUGAUCUUGCCGAUAGAAUGAUUGAGGAAAAGGAUGCGGAAAUUUCUAGGCUUUUAGAUGAUAAUAAAAAUCUUCGCCAAUCUUUGGAAUCAAAAUCUCCCGCAGAUAAAAUUGAUAAUACUGCAGCUACUCAACAGCAAGGUUCAUCAAAUUUGAGCGCCUCCAUUGCUGAACAACAGAUUCUGGUUUUAGCAAGGCAGCAGGCUCAGAGGGAAGAACAACUGACCCAAUCACAGCGGCAUAUCUUAGCUCUUCAAGAAGAAAUUGAGGAGCUGGAACGGGAGAAUCGUCUGCAUAGCCAGCAGCAAGCAAUGUUAAAGGCUGAAUUUCGUGAUAUGGAAAGAUCACAGAGAAGGGAGGGUGUAGACAUGAUAUAUCUGAAGAAUGUCAUCUUGAAGCUCCUAGAAACCGGUGAAGUAGAAGCUCUGCUGCCUGUGGUUGCCAUGCUCCUCCAGUUUAGUCCAGAAGAGACACAAAAAUGUCAACAAGCCUACCGAUCUUCUUCGGCCGAUGUUCCUCCGAGCCCCGAUUCUUCAGGAUCUGCUCUCUCUCUCUUCUCAAGAUUUGCAUUUUCAUGACAGAUGAGAGGGAGCCUCUUGAAAAUUUCUCAGCACUUUGCAGGUUCAACCUCUGCCACUGUGGCUUGAGCAAAUGUUGUUUUCAACUGCCGGCAGACAUGCAGAGUUGCCGUAACUGUAAGAAUUCGGAACUGCUUCUUGUAAGAAACCAUUCUUUCAUGCAAAAAUGAGAAUCUACAGAGAAAUGUUACCAUUAAGAUAAGAUCUACAUGGAACAUGAAAGAAGAGGGAGAGAAAUUUAUAUUUAUCUUUUGAGAGGAGGAGGCAGGAGUGCUGUAAUUUCAUGAAAAUGUUUUCUAAUAUAUGCAUGCAGUGAUUUUUUUGUUCA
Molecule: messenger RNA, 3110 nt
Organism: Cucurbita maxima (winter squash)
Lineage: Eukaryota; Viridiplantae; Streptophyta; Magnoliopsida; Cucurbitales; Cucurbitaceae
Product: protein GRIP
Exons: 22
Coding region: 416-2782 (788 amino acids)
Biological process (GO): reciprocal meiotic recombination
Source: RefSeq, a predicted model, not a curated record